Molecule: messenger RNA, 2097 nt
Organism: Penicillium cataractarum
Lineage: Eukaryota; Fungi; Ascomycota; Eurotiomycetes; Eurotiales; Aspergillaceae
Exons: 6
Coding region: 1-2097 (698 amino acids)
Biological process (GO): positive regulation of GTPase activity
Cellular component (GO): cytosol
Molecular function (GO): guanyl-nucleotide exchange factor activity
Source: RefSeq, a predicted model, not a curated record
AUGGCUUCUUCGGACAGUAUAUCUAGGCCCAUUGGUGCCGGGACAGAGGCUGCUCGUCAGCCCUCUGUCCCACCUACCGGCUUUGAUUUGCCUUCCGUGCAACAAGUCUUCUCAGAAUUGCCUGAAUCUUCUUCGUCUUUGUCAGGCCGAGGUGCGGAGACGCUGGGCCUGGAAGAGCAAGAGAAGAUGUUCCGUGCUCUCAGUGCGGUAAUUGAGAAUGCCGAGGCUGCAGAGGCGGGAAAUGCCUUUGACCUCAAGGAAUUGCAUGCUUCGUUGGAACAGGCUGAUGCUGAUGCACGACGUGGCCGAAGAGAUUCAGAGUCUUUGCAAAGUGUGCUGAAAAUGCUUAACCAGCUUUGGGCUAGUGAUUCCGAGUUUUUAGCACAGGCAGCUGAGGUUUUGGCUAACGGAAGUCGUGAACUAUCAUGGCGGGGCCCGAUUGGGCAAUCCGGGAUUUUGAAAUUCUUCCUAGAGGUCAUCUCAUCAAAGAAGGAUGUGGACGUCAAAUUGCUGCUCCAUUCUUUGCGUUUGGUUGGCAAUUCUUGCGCGGAUACCAAUGAGAACAGGCAGAUUGUCGUAGGGGGCUCCUACACUCUCGCUAUUAUCAGGCAUUUCCUCAACCCUGAGUUGGUCCAUGUCGCGAUUCCAGUUAUCUACAAUAUCUGCAUGGACUAUGAGCCCGCACAUGCCCAAAUGGCUGAGAACCGAACGGCUUACAUCAUCCUGAAACUCCUUAAAGAUGGUGUUAUCAAGGACAACAGUGCUUUGCUCAGCUUCUCUUAUGACCUCGUGGAGCUGGCUUCGGAACAAGCGCAAGGCAUCGAAAACUCCCCUGAUGGAACAAUCUGGCUCCUCGCACAGCUGGCUCUGGAAGAAAGCGAGUUCGAGCACUUUUCAUCGCUUGUGAACAGUCUCUCUGCUUACUUGGAAAAAGAGCGGUUCCAGGACGCCUGUAUUUCAAACGGCAUGGUUGAGGACGUACUGUCCGUUCUUCGCCGGUCCUUUUCCAUUGAGAUCGAUGAGACCUCAAAAGACGAGGUUUCAGGUCUCGCCCAGAUCAAACUUAAGAUCAACCAGGCCCUAGCUGAGGUUUCAGCUUCUUCGUUAUUCGCGGAACACUAUCCGCUUGACUCGGCCCUGGCGCAGACAUUAAAGUCAUGGAUUGUUGCAGAUGAAGACCAGCUUCAGGUCUGUGCAUGUGUCAUGCUCGGAAACCUGGCUCGAUCUGAUGAGGUCUGCCAAGUGAUGGUGCGGGACUUGAAGAUCCACGAAGAAUUGAUCUCCGUCCUUGAGAGCGGCUCUCGCGGUGCGGUUCUUCACUCUGCACUUGGUUUCUUGAAGAACCUUGCGAUCGCCGGUGACAACCGCAUCAGCCUUGCGGAAGCUGGAAUCAUCCCGGCUGUAUCCCGGCUGUGGGCCUUUGAGUCCGUUCCACAGGUUCAAUUCUCUGCCGCGACUAUCGCCCGCCAGGUUACUAUCGCUUCUGUGGAGAAUAUCUCAUGUCUAUUGGCUCCACUGUCAGAAGACCCGGAUUCUCCUGCUCACAAGCGGACCUAUCUUUCCCUGCUCUUGUCUCUCUUUGAGAAGACCGACUCUGCACCUAUCAAGACGGAAAUCGGCCGCACCGUGGCUUCUAUCUGCCGAACAGUCUCUCCCAAAGCUCGCGAUGGAGAUGAAGCCGCGAAAUCGCUGCUGGAGAAACUAUACACCCUUCACGAAGGCGUCGCUCGACCUAUUGGUGCGAUGAUUACUCAAACUCAAUGGCCCGUUGUCCGAAGUGAGGCCUGGUUCGCUUUGGCAUUGAUGGCAAACAGCCAAUCGGGCUGUCUGGCUGUGAUUGACUGCCUGCACAACGAAGAGGUUGCGAUGCUACUCAAGAAGACUCUCAGUGGGGAGGCUUCUACUUCAGAUGCUUCGGAUGACUCUAGCGAGCCGAAUGUCACCCAAGUGACCAAAGAUCGCGAUAACGCUUUUGUUCUCGUGCAGGAAUUAUUGAAGAACGAGGCUGGCGCACUUCCAAAGAGCUAUCGUGAGGCUAUAGAAGAUCUAGCAAAGAACAGCUCAUUACGACAGCUGAAGGGUACGCAGGAUGCUUGA